AUGGAUCACCUGUUUUUAUUGUAUUCACUACAUGAUCGAGACAGCUAUACCAAGACUGCCAGAGAAAAGUUGAAGACGUUGGGCUAUGAGGUGGACAGUGUCCAUGAGACACCCGACCCUGAGGAUGCCGUUAGGAAAGCUGAAGGAAUAUUCAUUGGUGGCGGUAACACAUUCCGCCUGCUGAAUGCUCUCUAUGACAACAAGCUGGUAACUGAGAUUAGAAAGAGAGUUUUAGAGGAUGGAAUAUCUUACAUGGGAUCAAGUGCAGGUACCAAUGUCUCCACCAUCAGCCUCAACACCACAAAUGACAUGCCCAUCGCCUAUCCACCUACAUUUGCUGCCAUUGGUUUAGUGCCCUUCAACAUUAACCCUCACUAUCUGGAUCCUGAUCCCAGCAGCAAACAUAUGGGGGAAACGCGUGAACAGAGAAUUAUCCAAUACCACGAGGAGCCGGACACAACAUGUGUGCUGGUAUGUUAA
Molecule: messenger RNA, 480 nt
Organism: Cyprinus carpio (common carp)
Lineage: Eukaryota; Metazoa; Chordata; Actinopteri; Cypriniformes; Cyprinidae
Product: alpha-aspartyl dipeptidase-like
Exons: 6
Coding region: 1-480 (159 amino acids)
Biological process (GO): proteolysis
Molecular function (GO): serine-type peptidase activity
Source: RefSeq, a predicted model, not a curated record